CGAAGCCCCGGUCUAGGCCCCGCGGAGAUGUCCGGCUGCGGCGCUUGUAGUUGCGGCGCAGUUGCUGCGAGGCUCAUCACCUCCUCGCUCGCCUCCGCGCAGAGAGGUCUUUCUUGUGGUCGCAUUCACAUACCAGUUUUAGGAAGGCUUGGGGCCUUUGAAGCUCAGAUUCUGCGAAGCGCUCCUUUUAGAACUUUUACAGAAACACCAGCUUACUUUGCCUCAAAAGAUGGGAUAAGUAAAGAUGGCUCUGGAGAUGGAAAUAAGAAAUCAGUAAGUGAUGGAAGCAGUAAGAAAUCAGGCUCUGGGAAUUCUGGGAAAGGUGGAAACCAGCUGCGCUGUCCUAAAUGUGGCGACUUGUGCACACAUGUAGAGACCUUUGUGUCAUCCACCCGUUUUGUGAAGUGUGAAAAGUGUCAUCAUUUUUUUGUUGUGCUAUCUGAAGCAGACUCAAAGAAAAGCAUAAUUAAAGAACCCGAAUCAGCAGCAGAAGCUGUAAAAUUGGCAUUCCAGCAGAAGCCACCUCCCCCUCCCAAGAAGAUUUAUAACUACCUCGACAAGUAUGUUGUUGGCCAGUCGUUUGCUAAGAAGGUGCUUUCAGUUGCUGUGUACAAUCACUAUAAGAGAAUAUAUAAUAACAUCCCAGCUAAUCUGAGACAGCAAGCAGAGGUUGAGAAGCAGACAUCAUUAACACCUAGAGAGUUAGAAAUAAGAAGACGGGAGGAUGAGUACAGAUUUACAAAAUUGCUUCAGAUCGCUGGGAUUAGUCCACAUGGUAAUGCUUUGGGAGCCUCCAUGCAGCAGCAGGUAAAUCAGCAAGUCCCUCAGGAAAAGCGAGGAGGUGAAGUGCUGGAUUCUGCGCAUGAUGACAUAAAACUUGAAAAAAGUAAUAUUUUGCUCCUUGGACCAACUGGGUCAGGUAAAACCCUGCUGGCGCAAACACUAGCUAAAUGCCUUGAUGUCCCUUUUGCUAUCUGUGACUGUACGACUUUGACUCAGGCUGGAUAUGUAGGUGAAGAUAUUGAAUCUGUGAUUGCCAAACUGCUCCAAGAUGCCAAUUAUAAUGUAGAAAAAGCACAACAAGGAAUUGUCUUUCUGGAUGAAGUAGAUAAGAUUGGCAGUGUGCCAGGCAUUCAUCAGUUACGGGAUGUAGGUGGAGAAGGCGUUCAGCAAGGCUUACUAAAAUUACUAGAAGGUACGAUAGUCAAUGUUCCAGAAAAGAAUUCUCGCAAGCUACGUGGAGAAACAGUACAAGUUGAUACAACAAAUAUCUUGUUUGUUGCAUCUGGUGCUUUCAAUGGUUUAGACAGAAUCAUCAGCAGGAGGAAAAAUGAAAAGUAUCUUGGAUUCGGAACACCAUCUAAUCUGGGAAAAGGCAGAAGGGCUGCAGCUGCUGCAGAUCUUGCCAAUAGAAGUGGGGAAUCAAAUACCCAUCAAGACAUUGAAGAGAAAGAUCGAUUAUUACGUCAUGUGGAAGCCAGAGAUCUCAUUGAGUUCGGCAUGAUUCCUGAGUUUGUGGGACGGUUACCUGUGGUAGUUCCUUUGCAUAGCCUAGAUGAGAAAACCCUUGUGCAGAUACUAACUGAGCCACGUAAUGCUGUUAUUCCUCAGUACCAGGCCUUAUUCAGCAUGGACAAGUGUGAAUUGAAUGUUACUGAGGAUGCUUUGAAAGCUAUAGCCAGAUUGGCACUAGAACGAAAAACUGGUGCAAGAGGCCUUCGGUCCAUAAUGGAAAAGCUGUUACUAGAACCAAUGUUUGAAGUCCCAAAUUCUGACAUUGUAUGUGUGGAGGUUGACAAAGAAGUAGUAGAAGGAAAAAAGGAACCAGCAUACAUCCGGGCUCCAACGAAAGAAUCCUCUGAAGAGGAGUAUGACUCUGGAGUUGAAGAGGAAGGAUGGCCUCGCCAAGCAGAUGCUGCAAACAGCUAAACUGUCAGACUCCUGUCAUGUAUAUAAAGCUUCUCCUUUUGUUUAGGAUCAUAACUGUUUCUACAGUCUGACAUUAAAGGAUUUGGGUCUGUCUUGGAUAGCAUACAUGGUCAGAAGCCUUUAGGAUAAGAAUCAGAUCAUGUAUUAUAUUGUAACAUCACAUUGAUUUAUACACAAGGACAUUAUGUGGACUUCAAUGAUACAAUGUUCAGAGAUAAAAUGUACAUUAUUUUGGUUCAUUUUUUUAAAAAUAUGCUUUAACAAAAUUCUUAGGAGUUCAUUUAAGCAGUGCAGUUGUUGCAGGAACUAUGGAUUUUACAAUAAUGUUACUCUACAAAUGGGAAAAUAAAUUAUUUAAAAUUGAAGAUUGAGGUACCAUUCUUUAACCUUUUUCUACCAACAUUUGUGACCUGAAAAUACAAGAAUUUUAUUCAUUUUAAAAAUUGGAACAGGUAGAUUCCACGUAGUGAAAAUUUCACAAAAAAGAACCCUGAAGAACAUAUUUUGAUAAUUUAUGUUAAAUUCUUAGUCUUAUCUGCUAGUGCAUGACACUAACUUCCCAAUUAGUACUAUAAAAAAAGCUUCUUGCUGACUUGUCUGAUUUAGUGAGCAGAUGGAACUGAAGUUUGGCUUAAAUCUUCAGAAAAAAAAGUAUACAUCUAAUUUUAUAAAUAGCAUCCAGUAUCAGUCAAAGUAACAGCCAUGUGCUGAACUAAAUGAAAUAUCCUAAUAUUGUGUAUUACCUAAAGUACUUGAGCUAUUGUGUAUCUGGUUUUUUGUUUUAUUUUCCUGGUAUUUGUCUAAAUUUUUGGCUUCAUAGAACAAGAAAGACAAUCUGUGUUUUACUGUCAACAGAAGUAAAUGUCUUUACACUAAAAUAUAAUUUAUUGACCUUCAUUAUAAAGCAAAACUAAAAAGUGGGAGGUAAUUUAGGGACUUAAAAAAAAAAAUGUAUCAUUUGAUUCCAUAAAUAUUAAAAUACUUGGGUACCUUUAAAUUUUUUUUUUCCUUCUAUAAUGUUGAUAUGUUUCUAUAUUACUCAUUCAGUUCAACCUCAUUUGAAAUUGUUUAAAUCAGAGUAUACUGAAAUAUUUGUUUUCAUAUUUUGGUUUAUAGACUCUUGAGUUUUCCUUACCCCUUUUUCUUAGGAAAAGAACCUUACGCUAUUAGCAGAUUCUGAUCUUGUUGACGAAGAGUUGGGCUUUCUAUGUUAUAAUAAAAAAGAUGUGAGAUAUCUGUUUAUGGCUGGGCUAAGACCAGAAAUGCACUUUUGCAGAGUAUGCAAGCCUGGUUACUAUCAUAUGAAACAGAAACAAGUAUCCGUCUUAGUUUCCCUAGUAAUGGUUGAAGUUCCUUUCAAGAAGUCUUCAGAUUAUAACUUUGCUCAUUAUCUUUUUCUUACAGCACCAUCAUUUUCCUUUUUGUAGAGUGAAAACUGGAAUAGCUUCUAAAUAUAUUAAGGGUAAUCUUCCAGAAAUGGACUGGGAGACAUUUUAGUCAAAACAACUCAUGUUUGGUUUUGGAAGUUGUUAACAAAGCAUAAUUGAUGUUUUUAAAUCAAAAACAACUGAAUAUAACUACAAUUUGUAUCUAGAAACAUAUGUUUUGGCAUUUGAAUAAAACAAGGACUACAUGAAAGCUCAUGUGGUGGUGUGUCUGUAAUGCGGAGUGCAGGAGCCCUCUGCCAGCAGUGCAGUUUUCCAAAGGGCACAGAUUUCAUAUGACCUGCUUUCUUCUAGGGUUUGGUUAAUCCUUGGCACUUUCAUGUCCAUCUUUUAUUCUCCUAGUUUGUAGACUCCACAAACAAAAAGUAUUAUUAAAACUUCACUAAAUAUUUAAAAUCCCUAAGUGUUGCACACAGAACCCAACACUAGGGACACAGACCAAACUUUUCAAGAACUUUACUAAUCUAGUAGGGGAGGCAAACACAAACUUCAAUGCAUUAUGAUAUUGAAGAUGAGGUAUAUAUCAGAUGUGGUGGCACAGAGGAGGUGUCCCAGAUGGGCCUGGAAGAAUAAGUAGGAAUUUGCCAGACAAGAAUAAUGAUAAGUCCAAAGCUCAGAAGUGUGAAACAACAACCAGAGAGGUUUAGGAGUGGAGAAAUAGGCACAACUAUGACCUUCUUGAUCAUAUGCCACCUCUUGAAAUGGUUGAAUAUCGACUAAUUCUUUUUGGUAUAAUGACUCUGUGUAUUCCUUCCAUCUUCUUUGGAUGCUUCCUGCGUCAUUUAAUAUUUUCCCCAUGGAAUCCUUCACUAAUGCAACUCGAGGCCUGAAUUUUUUCUUCAGUUCUUUCAGCUCGAGAAAUGCAGAGCGUGUUCUUCCCUUUUGGUUUUCCAUCUCCAGCUCUUUGCACAUGUUAUUAUACUUUGUCUUCUCGAGAGGCCCUUUGAAAUCUUCAGUUCUUUUACUUCAUCAAUUCUUCCUUUUGCUUUAGCUGCUUGACGCUCAGGAGCAAGUUUCAGAGUCUCCUCUGACAUCCAUCUUGGUCUUUUCUUUCUUUCCUGUCUUUUCAGUGACCUCUUGCUUUCUUCACGGAUGACGUCCUUGAUGUCAUUCCACAACUCGUUUGGUUUUCGGUCACUAGUGUUCAAUGCAUCAAAUGUGUUCUUCAGAUGGUCUCUAAAAUCAGG
Molecule: messenger RNA, 4561 nt
Organism: Loxodonta africana (African savanna elephant)
Lineage: Eukaryota; Metazoa; Chordata; Mammalia; Proboscidea; Elephantidae
Gene: CLPX
Product: caseinolytic mitochondrial matrix peptidase chaperone subunit X
Exons: 14
Coding region: 28-1929 (633 amino acids)
Biological process (GO): protein folding
Cellular component (GO): mitochondrial matrix
Molecular function (GO): zinc ion binding; ATP-dependent protein folding chaperone; ATP hydrolysis activity
Source: RefSeq, a predicted model, not a curated record